Nicotiana tabacum (common tobacco) is the source of this 790-nucleotide messenger RNA. NCBI's taxonomy places the organism in Eukaryota, Viridiplantae, Streptophyta, Magnoliopsida, Solanales, Solanaceae. The record is from RefSeq and is a predicted model, not a curated record.
AUCGGAAACUUAAACAUAAAGUUGGUAUUUUCUGUCGACUUCCAUAAAGCAAAAAUCCCCCCACUACCACAAAUCAUACCUUUCUUCCCCUUUAAAACACACUGCCUGCUUUUCACCCUCAAGUUUAGUAUAUCCCCUUCUCCUUCUUCACUAAGCAAAACACUACAUUUGCCAUAUAUUAGCUGCUACAAAUUUGCAAACACCACAACUAUAUACAACAGCAAGAAACAGAGAGAUCGCUUAAAGCUCAGAUUUUCGAGUACCUAGUAAUUUUUCCUUUAGAUAAAGAAAGACAGGAUAGUGAAAUAAAGAUGGUAGCUGAUUGGGGACCAGUGGUGGUUGCUGUGGCGAUGUUCAUCCUACUUUCACCAGGAUUGCUAUUCCAGUUACCGGCGAGGACUCGGGUGAUUGAGUUCGGGAACAUGUAUACCAGUGGGAUUUCUAUCCUAGUUCAUGCCAUCUUAUUCUUCUGUAUAUAUACAAUCUUGAUAGUUGCCAUUGGUGUUCAUAUACGAUCUGGCUGAUACUGGCAACAAGGCAAAAUUUAAGUUUUCUUCGACCCUGCUGCUGCUCCAGCCAAAUUCUCAACUCUUCUUCCUAAGGCUUUGGUGAAGGGGGAUUCUUGUUUUUAUCAAACCUUUUUCUGUGUUAUUUUUCUUUUGAACUAGUUUCAUUUUCUGAGAUACACUCACUAAGUGUUGUGACAUCAAUGUUUAUCAAAUUCAUGCAUAUGAAAGGAACAAGUUUUUGAACCACUUUUAUCAUAUUCUCUGUACAUGACGGUUCUUAA